AUGGACGAUAUGAAAAAGGAGAUUUGGUAUGAAAUGGUUUCGACAAUGAACUAUGCUAAAAAAGGAAGAAAAGGAGAAUCAAUUAUUAAUUUUGAAAUCUUAUGGAAUGGGUUCAAAAGAGGCGCGAAAUGUGUUAAAAAUACGAUAAAUUCCGAUUAUCGUUGUGAAGAACAAUGGGCUUUAUCAAAGGUAGUAAUAUAUUCUAAUCUUCAAGUCUUAGAUUACUGGCGAGUAUUGGUUGAAAAAUGUGAGCUGUAUAUGUUUUUGAAGAAUGGUCAGCAUUAUCAAAUCCUGGAAUUUUCAAUUGAGAACGUGCGCCAUGUAUUUUUAGUUGGUUUUGAUGAAUAUUUUAUGAUUCUAAGGAGAAAAGUAACGCCAAUGUUUCAGCAACACACCGAACUACCGAUAGCUGUAGUUUAUUUCAUUAUUCUUAGUAAGUAUACAUUUUAUUCAUUUGUUUUUGUUCAUGAACGGAAAUGCGACACGAUAUUUAUACAACUUCAUUUCCUGGAAAAUGUGCGACAUGAUGCAUUCUUACUACCGGAAGCUUAUUUUAAUUGGUUUUUCUUUUAUGUGUUUUAG
This is a messenger RNA of Brugia pahangi, 582 nucleotides long. NCBI's taxonomy places the organism in Eukaryota, Metazoa, Nematoda, Chromadorea, Rhabditida, Onchocercidae. The record is from the annotation of a GenBank genome assembly.